Messenger RNA from Felis catus (domestic cat), 9530 nucleotides. It is a transcript of the gene ABCG1, whose product is annotated as ATP binding cassette subfamily G member 1. The record is from RefSeq and is a predicted model, not a curated record. Gene Ontology annotation, cellular component: plasma membrane. The transcript has 15 exons. Gene Ontology annotation, molecular function: ATP binding; ATP hydrolysis activity; ABC-type sterol transporter activity. The coding region runs from base 134 to 2170 and encodes 678 amino acids. Lineage: Eukaryota; Metazoa; Chordata; Mammalia; Carnivora; Felidae. Gene Ontology annotation, biological process: cholesterol homeostasis; transmembrane transport.
CCAGCGGCAGCAGAAGCCCGAGCCGGCGCGGGGCGCAGCGGCCCAGCCUGGAGCGAGCGCAGCCUCGUGCCCGCCGCCCGUGCCCGCCGCCGCUGCCGCCGCCGCCGCCGCCCGUGCCCGCCGCCCCCGGGGCAUGGCCUGUCUGAUGGCCGCUUUCUCGGUCGGCACCGCCAUGAACGCCAGCAGCUACUCUGCAGCGAUGACGGAGCCCAAGUCCGUGUGCGUCUCGGUGGACGAGGUGGUCUUGGGCAACAUGGAGGCCACCGAGACGGACCUGCUGAACGGACAUCUGAAGAAGGUGGACAACAACCUCACGGAGGCUCAGCGCUUUUCGUCCCUGCCCCGCAGGGCGGCCGUGAACAUCGAGUUCAAGGACCUCUCCUACUCCGUCCCCGAAGGACCCUGGUGGAGAAAGAAAGGAUACAAGACCCUUCUGAAAGGCAUCUCUGGGAAGUUCAACAGCGGGGAGCUGGUGGCCAUCAUGGGUCCCUCUGGGGCCGGGAAGUCCACACUCAUGAACAUUCUGGCUGGAUACAGGGAGACUGGCAUGAAGGGGGUCGUCCUCAUCAACGGCCUGCCCCGGGAUCUGCGCUGCUUCCGGAAGGUGUCCUGUUACAUCAUGCAGGACGACAUGCUGUUGCCACACCUCACUGUGCAGGAAGCCAUGAUGGUGUCUGCACACCUGAAGCUCCAGGAGAAGGACGAAGGCAGGAGGGAGAUGGUCAAGGAGAUCCUGACGGCUCUGGGCUUGCUCUCUUGCGCUAACACGAGAACCGGAAGCCUCUCGGGCGGCCAACGGAAGCGCCUGGCCAUCGCACUGGAGCUGGUGAACAACCCUCCCGUCAUGUUCUUCGAUGAGCCCACCAGCGGCCUGGACAGUGCCUCCUGCUUCCAGGUGGUCUCCCUGAUGAAAGGACUGGCCCAAGGAGGGAGGUCCAUCAUCUGCACUGUGCAUCAGCCCAGCGCCAAGCUCUUCGAGCUCUUUGACCAGCUUUAUGUCCUUAGUCAAGGACAAUGUGUGUACCGGGGAAAAGUCUCCAAUCUUGUGCCAUACUUGAGGGAAUUAGGUCUGAAUUGCCCAACCUAUCACAACCCUGCUGACUUUGUCAUGGAGGUAGCGUCCGGUGAAUACGGUGACCAGAACAGCCGCCUGGUGAGAGCCGUCCGGGAGGGCAUGUGUGAUUCUGACCACAGGAGAGAGCCUGGGGGGGAUGCCGAGGUGAACCCUUUUCUUUGGCACCGGCCCUCUGAAGAGGUAAAGCAGGCAAAACGAUUAAAGGGGUUGAGAAAGGACUCCACCUCCAUGGAAGGCUGUCACAGCUUCUCGGCCAGCUGCCUCACCCAGUUCUGCAUUCUCUUCAAAAGGACCUUCCUCAGUAUCAUGAGAGAUUCGGUCCUGACGCACCUGCGGAUCACGUCUCACAUCGGCAUCGGCCUCCUCAUCGGCCUGCUCUACCUGGGGAUCGGGAACGAAGCCAAGAAGGUCCUGAGUAACUCCGGCUUCCUCUUCUUCUCCAUGCUGUUCCUCAUGUUCGCGGCCCUCAUGCCCACCGUUCUCACAUUCCCCCUGGAGAUGGGAGUGUUCCUUCGGGAACACCUGAACUACUGGUACAGCCUGAAAGCCUACUACCUGGCCAAGACCAUGGCCGAUGUCCCCUUCCAGAUCAUGUUCCCGGUGGCCUACUGCAGCAUCGUGUACUGGAUGACGUCACAGCCGUCCGACGCCGUGAGGUUCGUCCUGUUUGCCGCGCUGGGCACCAUGACCUCUCUGGUGGCGCAGUCCCUGGGUCUGCUGAUUGGAGCUGCCUCGACGUCCCUGCAGGUGGCAACCUUUGUGGGCCCUGUGACGGCCAUCCCCGUCCUCCUCUUCUCGGGGUUCUUCGUCAGCUUCGACACGAUCCCAGCUUACCUGCAGUGGAUGUCGUACAUCUCCUACGUCAGGUACGGGUUCGAAGGGGUCAUCCUGUCCAUCUACGGCCUGGACCGGGAGGACCUGCACUGUGGCAUCGACGAGACGUGCCACUUCCAGAAGUCAGAGGCCAUCCUGCGGGAGCUGGACGUGGAGGACGCCAAGCUCUACCUGGACUUCAUCGUCCUGGGGGUUUUCUUCAUCUCCCUGCGCCUCAUUGCCUACUUCGUCCUGAGAUACAAGAUCCGGGCCGAGAGGUAAAACACCGGAAUGCCGGCAGAGGGCGGAGUAGACAGUGCGGCCCAGGGUGGCUUGUAGGAUCGCGGCGGCAGGGCCGUGCCCGCGGACACAGGGACCCCCGCCACCCAGCCCUGGCAGCGCCCUCGGGCUGCGGGCGUCAGGCCGCCCCGUCCGCGCAGCCCGGCCGGGCCUUCGCUCCGUCCCCCUUUCUGGAUCCGCCGGGGAAGCGGGUGUAGAGGUGUGUCCGCGAGCAGCAUUUCACAACGCGGCGGCGGGGCGGCCGGGGAGGAAGGCCAGCGCCCGCGGCCCCGCUCAUGACUGUCGCUGUCACCCCCCCACGGUCUGCCUCCUUCUCCACGGAGAAGUCACCUUCCAAGCCAAAAGCCGAUAACUCUCAUCCAUUUGAAGAAACUGUAUCUUUUUAGUACUCGUCGAAGAACACGAUUCAGGGUAAAUAACACACUUUGCUUCGAGAGGCGAGGGGUUGAACUUCACCGCGGGACUGGUCUCGUUUUUUGGGCUGAAGCUGUAAAAGAUGGAGACACGGUCCCCGGCGGAGAGAAGGUUCUGGAGCUGCACGUGCUCAGCCGCGCCGGAAUUUCAAGAAGUCGUGAGGAAAGAUGGAGGGUGAGGUUGGCCGACGCCCCCCAAGCCUUCUGUUUCCCCCCGUGCUUCUUAUCUUAAGCAAAACAUAUUGUUUAUUUCUUUCUAACUCUCUGAACACCUUAAUUUUGCCUACAACAUGUCCAGAAAAUUGGCUUUGUUGAUGUUUUACCCAUGUGUCUCUCUCCCCACGUAUCACAUCACCUACCUCCACGGAGCUGGGAGUGCUGGGCUUGCGGAAAGUCCAGGGGGGCACACGGAGGGCCGUGAGGGGACCCCACUGUGGCUGGGGGGGGGCGGUGGGGAGGGUGCCCAGACCCCAGAGCAUCCAAGGCCCUUGCAAGAAAGCGGCGAACACCGUGUGGCCGAGACGCUUGUGGUUUGGCCAAGCGGUGGACAGGGUUGUGGGCAAUGCCACCUGCCAAGCCCCGUUUCAGUGGCACCUCCUCCUCCUCAGCCCUGGCUGGGCUGGUGGCGAUGUCGUGGAUCAGAAGCUCCUUCUUCCCCGUGAAGGAGGUCGAGGGUGCAUCUAGGGGAGGGGUAAACGGCCUCUGGCUUGCUACCAGGUGCCUGGGCGCUUACCAGCCGUCAGAGGCAGUGUGACCACAGGGUGGAGGUCGGAAGAGGCCAGAGAAGGGGAUGGAGUGUUGCCCCCUUGGAAUCUCCUUGCCCUGGGGCCGGGGUCUCCUAGUGACUCUGGCUCCUUCCCGCCCUGAGCCUGGAUCUCCUGGUCUGUGAACGGUAGCGCUGGGCGGUCUUCAAGGCCGCUUUCAGCCCUGAGAGGUUCUGCGCCUCCUCAGCCGUGUUCCCAAAGCUUCUAUUUCCUACUUGAAGAGAAUGGAGAGCGUUGAGAUUUUGCCGGCGCAUGGAUUUGACUCGCAGAUACUUGGUGAUCCCUUCUUUGCUCCACGUGAUGAUCCCUUUGCUCCCGCUUUGAUCCGUUUUAGUAAACACAGUGGAGACAUGUUACAACGUAGCUUUGAGUUUCAUGGUUCUGUGCAAAUGGGGCAUCACCGGCCAGAUGAAGCGAUUUAACCAGGAUCGCUUUUUAGGCGCCAUAAAAAGUCUUCGUUUAAUUUCAAGACAGAUUUGCCUGCAAGAUGUCACAGGUAGGAAGUCCCCCAUGGGAACAGCCUGGUGAAAUAGAGAGGGGGUGGGGCCGGGGGGAUGGCUUUGGUCACGCCACAGUGACAUCAGGUGAGCCCUCUGGAGGCAGGUCUGUGACCCUGCUAAGGACGGGCUGGCCGGGAGCUGCAAUGCAGGACCCAGCCCUCCCCCUACCAGGCACCAUUUGUGACCCGAGCCCACCGUGCGGUGUCUCAGCCAUUUCAGAAGGAAACCGAUUCCUUGAGACCGAAAAUCUAGUUUCCAAGUGUCCCUGCGUCCUCAGAAGGAAAUAUUUCCCUAGGAGUGCAUCCUCCCUGCAUUCUCCAUUUUCCACUCUUGAGAAAUUACAUUUGUCCCUUAAUAGAUGUAGACGGGUAGGGGGCAGAUGUGGCGGAUGUGAGGCUGUCCGCCGUCGAGGAAAAUGCAUGUGCAAAGCAACAGGGCGCUGACUGGUGUGUGUCACGAAUACUGUCGUGGCCAGGUAGGGGAUUUGCUCAGAAAGACCUUGGGGCGCCUUGAGAGAGGCGGUCAGUCCCGGGACGCCGUCCCUCCCCCGUCGGCGGCAGGUGCCCCCCGCUGGCGCCUUCACACAGACCCUGGGCGACAGUGAUGCAAACCGUGUUCCUUGCGUCCCCAGGUGGCUGGGUACAACGUCUCACUCGGAUGACCUAAGCUAACGUCCAGACAACCUGUUGACUUGUUUUUGAACUCGUUGCGGUUAAGAGGGGGGUGUCCACCUGCUGGGACUGAAUCGAGGCCAGCUGCCCAGAUUUAAUUCUCGUCGUGAGUUCUGAAUGCAAUGCCUCCUCUCAUGUCUGUGAUUCUUCAUUUAGAGGAAAGAGUGAAAUCUUGCGUGAGAGAUGUGCAGCCCCUCCAGUGUUAGGAGAGGCAAAAGCGCGAGUCCAAAGGGUCUCGCUUCUAAGUUCGGCUUGUCAGGCGAGAAGGGGGAGCAGCGGGGUCCGACAGCUGCGGGACCUGGGGUCUGGUGCCAGCCGCACCUUGGGAGCCUUCCACGGGUGCCACCGUAGGAUUGUGCCCCUUUUUGCUCCUGGUCUCGCUGAGGACCAGCCGGAGGGGGCAGUUCUUCCAAGGGUCCCGUGUGGGUGCCAUGGGGAGCUCUCCCCAGGGAGGGAAGAAACCCUGUACAUGGAAGAUGCUGGAGUCUGGUGAUGUCACCUUGGGCAAGGGGCCUUCGGGACCAGGAGAAAGCUCAUCCCAGAGACCCACAAAAAGGCAACGUUCCCAGGGAGCAUGACCAGGAGGUCAGGGACAGGUGGAAUCACCUUCUGUGGUUUGGCUGAGAGGACGGAAACCCCAGGCCGCCGUGUACUGAGCGUGUUUUCCCUGCUGGUUGUCCCGGACACCGAGCCAGGAGCCGCGGGGGCCCUCUGUUCAUCCCCUCACUCAGCAAACACGGUCACUGGUGCUCCCCACGUGCUUGGUGCUAGUGUCUCAGGCCCUGGGGGCCCAGGGGGAGGGAACCCAGAGAUGGCUUGGCCUCCAGGGCGGCAGGUGAUGGGGCGGGGGUUGUAUUCAUUCUGCAGAUGCAGAAGGCCGGGCAGGGGAGGACGGGCGAGGUCUCAGUCCGACACCAGGGAAGAGCGCACUGGAAAUUUGAGCGGGGGUCUGACCCCAGGUCUUUUUUUUUUUUUCUUUCACUUUGCCCUGUUGCCUCCUAUUUGUGAUGUACAAAUACACAUGAAAAUACUUCCUAAAGCAUAAAGUGCAAUACUAGAAUACUAGCUUAGUGGCUGUUCAUUGUGGACUUGGCUGCUACCAAACAGAAAGCCGAGACAGGAGGGUGGCCCAUGCCCCACCCUCCCCCCACACCAUCGCCCGGCAUGGGGUUGUCCCUCCGGCCUUGGAGUCUGAGCUGACUCCUGUCUCGUGGAGAGGUGCCUUCCUCUGCUCCGGCCUGGUCUUAGCUUCCUAAAGCGGCGUACCUGAAUAUUAGCUGGGGCUAGAGAGGGCUGGUGUGUGUGUGUGUGUGCACGCACGCACACGUGCUCCGUCUCCAAAUUCUCCGUCAUCCUUUAUUCCCAGAAGGUGGGAGAAAAUUCCACUUCAUGCCUGCCGUGCAGACGGCUAAGAGCGUAGUCAAAAUCCGCUGAGGCUCCCACAUCCAAUGCCGUGUAAAUGUGACCAAGGGUCAAACACAACACCCAAGAUGGGGAAGUGCAGAGUGUGUGAAUAUAAAGUUAGAUAACUUUUAAGAAAUCAAGACUGCUAAUAAAAUAUUUUACAUAAAACGUUUCACUUGUGUUCAGUGUUAAAUGCUUCCAGUUCAGAAUGAUUUGCUUAAAUCUUACUAGGUAAAAUGGGUUUUUAGGUUGCAUUUUGAAUACAUUUGUUGUGCGUCUAGUAAGAUUCUCGCUUUGUUACUUGGCGUUCUGGUCUAACACCCCCGCUUGUAAAUUCACCUUCCUCUCCGGACACCAUGUUGUGUCUUAAAACUUUGUGCUUUUGCUCUGUUCUCCCAGACCCCCACCCACUUCCUCCUGCCCUGUCAAUGUCGGCCACAACCUCAAACAGGGCCGAGCCCCCCAGUGCGCUGUGGCCCGUGUGCCCCUUCCUCUCCAAUCCCCUCCGUCUUGGAGUGAGCUCUGGGGGCACAGGCACUGGUGGCCAUUCUUCAGACGAAUAUCCCCCUCUCCUUGCUCUCAUGUUCCCGGACACCCACUUCUCUGGCCUGGCCUCUGUGGAGGCGGCUGUGAUGGGGAAAGCAUGUUCUCCCUAGGUUUGGCUCCCCAGGCGGACGUGAGCGGGACCCAGAAGGAAGCCGGUGCUGUGCACUGCUUUAGCUCCCCCGGAGCAAGGACUUAAGGGCAGUGGUGCUUAAGGCCUGGCCUUCAAACGGGUCUUCGCUCCCACCUCUGGUAAACAAGCAGAGAGCCGGGCUGAGCAAAGUGGCAGAACGAUUGGCCCCUGCAAAUCCUAAGUGACAGGGACAGAAGGUGGCCUGCAAGAUCGGAGGGCACCCCACGUGUGGGACCGGCUCAAAGUGGCUCCGUGUGCUCACCUGCUCCCUCUGCUUCCCCUUCCGCACCCGCCUGCCUCCGCAGACCCUCCAGUCCCGCCUCGGCCCUUCUGGGUCACUGUCCUCGGACUCCCCUGGGAUCAUCGCCCUCUGCAAAGACCGGGGGCCUCCCUGGGGCCAGAGGCCAGCAGGGCAGGGAAGACGCCUCACGGUGGGCUCAGCUCAGCCCGUUUGUGAAAUCCAAGCGUCCAGGGCAGGAAGGCAGAGCGAAGGUGACGCCCAGGCCCGCCCUUCCAGGCGGUGUAGCUGGGUUUUCUGAGAACCACCGCACGUUCUUCCCGUUUCUUUCUCUCAUCUUGGCGCAGACAGAAGGGUUUAGCCCGAGCCCGAUUUCGUACGUUACCUCUGAACAUGCCAACUUGCAGUCGUUCCUCCAACAGACGCUUGUGUGGCCGAGUCGAGGGCGCACGGAGGCCGGCCGAGGGAACCCGCCGUGCGUUUAUGUCAACCCGGUUUGUAUAAAUGAGCUUAGGUCGGGCUCAGCCCCUGACGCCUCCCCGUUCUCAGAAAUAGCCCCCUGGCGUCGCGAAGGAGAAAACGACCAGGCACAUUAGGUACCGUGUUGCGGCCCGGGCAAGGGACUGUCCCUGGUGGGGGCACAGCUUGGGGGCUUUCCCGCAGCACAAAGACCAUCGUGAAGAGGAAGAGGAGGAAGCGAGAGCGUGAAGUGUCCUUGUUUGAUCGCAGGGGCGGGGUGGGGGGAGACUGCUGCUGUGUCCGGCCGGCUUUCUGAGGCUGCAGGACGGAGGAGGCAGAGCCCUGGGGGUCCUUCACGGCUGGAGGGCUGGGCUGGCCCGAUCCGCUCCUCCUUCCGGGGAGACCCCCCACGGUCUCGACCGAGGACAUGACCCCGGGCGCGCGUGCCUUUCUCGCCGAGCUUGCAAUUCCCGGUUUCCAGAGGGUCCUCCCUCAGCCCCUAAGCAGGAGCACCAAAUCUUGGGAGCGGCACGAGCCCCAAGCCACAUAAAGAAGCAGCAGCAAAACUCGACGUUGCUACACGGAGCUGAGGUUUUCCUCCGUGGGGCAGCUCCUCCCUGUCCUGGAGCAUCUGCGUGAACGGAAGAGAGAAUCCCGUUCGUCGCCUUUGGGUGCCUUUGGCCUACACUUUGCACAUGAACUUAAAUGUGACCCUGGUGUUGUGUACAGUUAAACGGCAUUUCACCUCUGCACGCGGGAGGCGUUCGCCACGCGCAGCAGGGCCGGGCGGGCCGGGGUGGGGGAUGCUGGGGCCAGGCCGGUGGGCGACAGAGCGCCCCGGUGACGUUCCACUGCAGGCCCGCUGGGCCCAGUUCUCAAGGCCCGCCCCCCUCCCCAGACCAGUCCCCCCGGGGAAGGAAAGCCCUUGCCAGCAGCUCACAGGUGGACGGUGUUCCUCUGCCCCACCUGCCCUGAGGGCUGGCCCAGCAACAGAUCCCAGCACAGCCUGGGGGCGCACAGGGAGCUGGGGGAAACCGCUGGCCCAUUUCUGCCGCACAGGUCACCAAAACGGCCUCCCCUCCUGGGCCGCCCCGAAUGUGCCCUCUCCCGCUGGACGGAAUGAUUAGGCCAAGGGGGAGGUAAAAGUCAUGGGGAACACAGGGUGAAGGUUGGGAGCCCCAGGGUCUGGGGUUCCUGGAGAUCUCAGGGUGCAGCCCGGUCCGAACAGUCCCACGGGUCUUGGUUUUCCUGGAAGUAUUUCAAUGGUCGUGGUAGCUAUUUUGUUCUUAUUUUUUGUUCUUUGUUCUUGUUUGUUUUACCUUGUGUACUUGUUUUUGACAAUUCUGUCCUCGUGUACCCCAGGGGUCUCUUUCCCAUGACAUUUCCAUGACGCCCGAGCGUCGCCAUCAACAUCUCGUUUUUAAGUUCUCGGCCACUCGAAAACGGUAGAAAGAGUCCUCUCAUCCGAGUUGCUGAUAAAAUGGGCCACCGAAGCCGCACAGCGGGGUUUCCGUUUCUAUAAUCUUAAGGUCACUGUAGAAGGGGCUAAAAGAGUAGUUUCUCAGUAGAAGACGUAUGUUUAAAACAAAGUUACUGUCUGUAACCAGCCCUUUGAGCCUUGUUUGCAUUUUCCUUUGCAGACAUAGUGGGUGUGUGGGCAGGUGGCCAGUCGUUGCCUUUCAUCUGAUGAGUCGCUGCUGAGUGUUACCCCUUUGUUGUCCCAAAGCAAGAGUCAAUGCAAGCAACGUUUUCAAUCAGCGUGCAAACGCGUGCAUAUAUCUGUAUGCCUAAUCUGUGAUUGUAUAAUCCCUGGUUUUUAAAACACCGUAUGGAUGACUUUGCAACGAUCUUGCCAUUGUUAUUUAGGGAAUACCGUCGCCUGCGCGCUCUGCGAGAGGUUUGCACCGUUGUAGAUAAACACCACACGUGUAUGUACAUACGUAUAUACAAAUAUAUAUAUUUAAAAAUAACGCCGGCUCUCUCGGGUACCUGUUUCAGGGGCUGUCCACUCCGUUGGAACAGAGACCCGAGCAGACCCUAGGAUGCGAGCUUUCUAACUGUACCCUACAGGCUUCGGUCCUGUUGUGUACAUUUCUGUAGAGUUACCUCCUUAGAAGAUUUGUACGUGCGUUUUUUGCAGACCUGAACUUUGUUUUCUGAAACUAGAUGCCACUUAGGAAAAUGUGACAUAAGUCAAAUAAAGCAUUGUUAUUUUCA